Molecule: messenger RNA, 988 nt
Organism: Acaulospora colombiana
Lineage: Eukaryota; Fungi; Glomeromycota; Glomeromycetes; Diversisporales; Acaulosporaceae
Source: the annotation of a GenBank genome assembly
AUGUCCUCCUCUAACCUCGGUUCGGUUUCCGGCGCGGUCCGCUCUGUGCAUGUCUACAUCAACAUGUCCAACUACACCUUCACCUUGUCCAACGGCACACAAGCCAAGACGUGCAAACCUGCCAUGGGGUACGCCUUUGCGGGUGGAACUACCGAUGGCCCUGGUGCCUUUGAUUUCAAGCAAGGUACUACCAGCGGGAAUCCAUUCUGGGAUGUUGUCAAGGGCGCUGUCACACCACAGCCCAGUGCUGAACAAGCUGCAUGCCACGCACCCAAGCCAAUCUUGUUGAAUACUGGAGAGGCUACGUUCCCUUAUGACUGGCAACCCAAGAUUGUCAACGUCCAAAUGUUCCGAGUUGGGCAGCUUGUCAUGCUUUUGGUACCUGGAGAAUUCACCACUAUGGCUGGACGCAGAAUCCGAGAGGCAAUCAAAGCCAAGCUCGUUGCGCAAAAUAUCAUUGGCAACGAUGCUACAGUCGUGAUUGCUGGCCCGGCCAAUACGUAUGGACACUAUAUCACAACUCGCGAAGAAUAUGGAGUUCAGAGAUACGAGGGUGGAUCCACGAUUUAUGGACCAAACACGCUUGACGCAUAUAUCGACAUUUACUCCAACCUGGUCACAUACCUCUCGGACUCUUCCACCACAACUCCAUCCCCUGGAACACCACCUCCUGAUCUCACCGGCAACCCUCUUUCCCUCAGGACCGGUGUGGUCAUGGAUAAUGCCCCUAUUGGCUCGAAAUUCGGAAAAGUUCUGGCCCAGCCAUCUGGCUCAUACACCAAAGGCUCACAGGCUUCAGUCCGAUUCCAAGGAGCUACCCCACGCAACAACCUGAGAUUAGAACAAACGUUCCUCACUGUCGAACGCAAGGAUGGAAACAAUUGGGUGGUUUACAGGACCGACUCCCAUCCUUCGACAAAGUACAACUGGAAGCGCACUAAUGAGCUCCUGGGUUAUAGCGAGGUGACGAUUACGUGGGAUAUCGAAA